UCCUAGGCCAGCCGAGUCCGCGCCCCGCGCCCCGCUGGCCGGACCCCGGCGCGGAGGAGGCUGCCUCGUGUCUGGGUGCGCGCACAGGUCCCAGCCAUGCCACACAGAGAAUUGAAACCAGUCUCCACAGCUGGGCACCAGAGGCAGUCAUCUUGCACAUCCAUGCAGUCGGAAGUACAGAUUUCAACAGUUCCAACAGGUCGAGUGGACUAAACAUUCACCUGCCUUCAGACGGACUGGUGGCCUUGCUUCCACUACCAUCCCUCCUACUGAAGUGACUUCUGGGCUUUGGAGAGGCCGUUCAAUUGGACAUAAAGAAAACUGCCAAGAAAUGCAGUAUUUUCUCUCUCACAAGGAGUCCUGGUGCCAUUGUGGGUUCCCAGUUGGGCUGUAAGGUUAAUGGUUCCAGGCCACUGUCUACAGAUGAGAAGUGAGGCAUUGUACUCCUCUACAGAUUGACAGUUCUGCUCUGCUAUGUGGGGUGCUGUAAGUCGGAUUCAGUGGUAUUUGAGGAUGUGGCCAUAGACUUUACCCAGGAAGAGUGGGCUUCACUGAAUUUUGCUCAGAGGGAACUUUACAGAGAUGUGAUGGUGGAAACCAUCAGGAACCUCGACUCAGUUUCUCAACGGGAUAAUAAUGGACAAGAGAGGUUCAUUGAACAUAAAAUGAUGCGAUUCCUGGAGAAUGACUGCUGGUUGUUAAGAGAAAACUAUGAAUUCCAUGGCAGUGAACAUCACCACAACCACCAGGAAAGGCCUUUGAGAAAAUACACGGUAGAGAACCUCUGUGCAAGUAAAGAAGAUGAAGUAAAAUAUAAAGAUGAUCAAUGUGAAAAAUAUUCCUGCUGGAUUGCAAAUGUUACUAGUCUUAAUGGAACUCCUGGUAUAAAUCCUUUUAAAUUUCAUGAGGGUGGUGAUCAUGAAUUUAAGCAUGAGGUCAAAAUUCUCGGUGGAUACAAACAAUACCUGUGUAAGAAAUCUGGAGAAAACUGCAGUAGUCCCUGUUGUUUAAAGUCUCAUUCAGAAUUACUUACUGGAGAGAAACUGUGUAACUGUAUAUAUUGUGGGAAACACCGUAGUUGUUCCUCACCCCUCACUGAAUGUCUAAGGACUCACAGUGGUGGAGACACGCCUUGUAUACGUGAAGAACGUGGGAAAGCCUUUCCUCGGUCUUCACAGCUCAUUGAAUCUAAAAGAAAACAGUACACGAAGAACUCUUAUAAAUUUACUGAAUUUGGGAAAGCAUUUAUUUGCCCCUCAGUACUAACUAGACAUAUAGGAACUCACAGUAGAGAGAAACCUUAUGAAUGUACGGAAUGUGACAAGGUUUUUAGAAAUUCCUUCUUAAAUAGUCUUCUAGGAACUUAUAGUAGAGAGAAACAUGAGUAUAAGGAAUGUACAAAAGCAUUUUAUUUGAGUUCUAAUCCCACUAGACAUACACAAAUUCACAUUGGUGAAAGACCUUAUGUAUGUACAGAAUAUGGGAAAACCUUCAGGCAGUCCUCACACCUUACUGAGCAUAAUAGAAUACACAAUGGAGAGAAGUGUAAUGAAUUUAAGGAAUUUUGGCAAGACUUUCAGCAGUCUGUACCACAAGUUAAACAUAUAAGGAGUUGCGAGAGAAAGAGGACUUAUGUAUGUAUGCAGUGUGGGAAAACAUUUUAUUCAAGCUUAAAUCUCAUUGGACAUAUAAGAACUCACAGUGGUGAGAAACCGUAUGAAUGUAUGGAGUGUGGGAAGUCCUUUAGACAUUCCUCAUCACUACGUACACAUGUAAAAACUCAUAGUGGAGAGAGACAUUAUAAAUGUGAGGAAUGUAGGAAAACAUUUUAUCGGGGCUCAGAACUAACUACACAUAUAAGAACUCACAGUGGAGAGAGACCUUAUGGAUGUGAAGAAUGUGGGAAAGCCUUCAGGCAGUCCUCACACCUUGCUGAACAUAAAAGAACACACAGUGGAGAGAAACCUUAUAAAUGUAAGGAAUGUGGAAAAACUUUUAGCUAUCCUUCAAAACUAGCUAAACAUGUAGUAACUCAUAGUGGAGAGAGGCCCUAUGAAUGCAAGGAAUGUGGGAAAGCCUUUAGCUAUCCUUCAAAACUAGCUAAACAUAUAGAAACUCACAGUGGAAAGAGGCCUUAUGAAUGUACAGUAUGUGGGAAAGCCUUUAGACACCCCUCAACACUAAAAGGACAUAGAAAAACUCACAGCGAAAGGAGGCCUGAAUGUAAAGUAUGUGGGAAAACGUUUUAUUCAAGCUCAAAUCUAACUAGACAUAUGAGAACUCACAGUGGAGAACGACCUUAUGAAUGUAUGGAGUGUGGGAAAACCUUUGGACAUCCCUCAACACUACGUGCACAUAUAAGAACUCAUACUGGAGAGAGACCUUAUGAAUGUAAGGAAUGUGGGAAAAUGUUUUAUCAAGGCUCAGAACUAGCUAAACAUCUAAGAAUCCACAGUGGAGAGAGACCUUAUGUAUGUAAUGAAUGUGGGAAAGCCUUUAGGCUGUCCUCAUGCCUCACUUUACAUAAAAGAACACACAGUGGCGAGAAGCCUUAUAAAUGUAAGGAAUGUGCGAAAGCCUUUAGUCAUUCUGUAGCACUAAGAAGACAUAUAAGAUGUCACAGUGGAGAAAGGCCUUAUGUAUGUAAAGAAUGUGGGAAAACCUUUAUUCAGUCUUCAAAUCUUAUUCAACAUAAAAGAACACACAGUAAAGAAAAUCCUUAUAAAUGAUUGAAGAUUGAGAAAGCCUUCAGUUAUCCCUAAACACUAAGAAUGGAAAAUGGAGAGAGAGGUCUUAUGAAUAAUGAAUGUGUGGAACCUUUUAGUUCACCCCCACACCUCACUCAAUAGAAAAGUUACACAUGGUAGAGUGAAAUCUUUUCAGUGUAAGGAGUGGGGGAAAACAUUUAAUCAGACUAUCCCCCUCUCACCAGAAAACGCCCUACAAAGUGUUUUUGUAUAUAAAUAAAUGUGGAAAGAGCCUUUGCCAUUCCUCCCUCAAGGCACAUAUUGUAGAAAAAUAUGUGUCAUGAUAUGAGAAAGCCUAUCCCUUUCUCAUGACUCUUAGAUAACAUUAAAUCCAAGUGGAGAGAGCUCUUAUAUAUGUAAGUAAUGGGAAGAACUCUUCACUUCUCCCUGAGCUGUUUUAACAUUCACUGGCUUCAAAAAGGUACAUUUGUACUAAUGUUGGAAAGCCUUGUCUUUUUGAAACUCUGAAAGUAUAUGUGAUAAAAACCACAUAAUAUAAAGUGUUAAGGAAAAGGUUUUGCUUUCUCCCCACUACUUGCCAAGAUGGUAAGGAUUCACAGACAUGGACAUUUUCACUAAUUACUACUUCUGGAUGUAGGAGAAGUCACAUUUCAAAUAAAUCAUAUAUAUAUAAGGAACAUUGAAACAUUUUGGGGUUUUUUGGAAUUCUUAGAAGACAUAAGUGGUAGAGGAACCUUAUUCCACUCAAGUUUAUUGCAUGAAGGUGCUCAGAUCUCUUGUUCUGUGGGUGGCCAAGUCCCCUGUUGUUGUUUACUGGUUUUGUGUAACUGUCAUCUUGUGUUGCUUCCUGUGUUAUAGGAUGCUCUGUCUUCGGGAUCUAGAAGGUUCUUAAUAGAAAUCCAAGGUCCAACAGAUGUGCUCAGCUACAGGUUCUUUCUGGAAGUGAUAGUCCAUCACUACUUAAAACUGGGUUUGGCUCUUUUAAAGCCUAAUUGGGUGGCAAAACUGACUUGGUAGGGCAAUGACACUUUUUUCCCAUAGUCUCAUCCAAUCAAUUUGUUGGAGUUACAAGACCAUGACCAGAAAGGCCAUGUAUAAGGGAACAUGUCUUGUACUAAGAUUUACAUUUUGGUUUCCAGUUUGCUCUUCCUUCCCAUUGUAACAUUAAAAUACCUGUUCUGUCUCCUGA
Messenger RNA from Echinops telfairi (small Madagascar hedgehog), 3897 nucleotides. It is a transcript of the gene RABL2B, whose product is annotated as RAB, member of RAS oncogene family like 2B. Gene Ontology annotation, molecular function: GTPase activity; RNA polymerase II cis-regulatory region sequence-specific DNA binding; DNA-binding transcription factor activity, RNA polymerase II-specific. The record is from RefSeq and is a predicted model, not a curated record. Gene Ontology annotation, biological process: regulation of transcription by RNA polymerase II. The transcript is spliced from 6 exons. Gene Ontology annotation, cellular component: Golgi apparatus; endosome. The coding region runs from base 588 to 2729 and encodes 713 amino acids. Lineage: Eukaryota; Metazoa; Chordata; Mammalia; Afrosoricida; Tenrecidae.